This is a messenger RNA of Camelus dromedarius (Arabian camel), 4609 nucleotides long. RefSeq names its product adenosine deaminase 2 (gene ADA2). The transcript has 10 exons. The coding region runs from base 1018 to 2553 and encodes 511 amino acids. Gene Ontology annotation, biological process: adenosine catabolic process; inosine biosynthetic process. Gene Ontology annotation, molecular function: adenosine deaminase activity. The record is from RefSeq and is a predicted model, not a curated record. NCBI's taxonomy places the organism in Eukaryota, Metazoa, Chordata, Mammalia, Artiodactyla, Camelidae.
GUUUUGGAGGCUGGUGGCCCGUGUUACAGGUCACUGGGGAGAGGGGACAAGGGGCAGGACCCUUGCUGGAGGAUGCCAUGGGGGCAGGGGAGAUGGCACCGUGACGUCUUCCUGCCCAGAGAUUUCACUUUCGGCAGACACUGUCCUCUGAGGAGAGGUUCAAGGACCGGGUGAGGUCACAGGGACCCUCAGAUUCAGGCUGCCACACCGCCGGCCCAGGGAACGGCCAUCUGGUUCCUUAAAACUCCCUCCUGGAGUCUGAUGAAAUACUUGAAUAAAAAAGAUACACAGAAUAACUGAAUGCUAACCCUGGAUAUGACAUGCCCCAGAGAUUACCACACAUUCCAUUUUUGUCAUGUCCCUGUAUCUCUGUUUACUUAAUAUUAUUCUUUAAAUUAACUUGCUUUGGGGAGGAGGGUAUAGCUCGGUGGUAGAUUGUGUGCUUAGCCUGCACGAGGUCCUGGGUUCAAUCUCCAGUACCUCCAUUAAAAAUAAAUAAAUCUAAUUACCACCUCCCAAAAAAAGCAAACAAAAAGUUAACUUUCUUUUAGAUUUUUUUCCAUACGUAUCACAUUUCGAGAACUCCUGAUCUUGUCCAGUUCACGUUGUUUUGCAGGUGAGACAUGCGGUGAUUUGCCCAGUCUCACAAAGACGUGGUAAUAUGGGGCUGUGCCUGGGGCCUCCUCAUGAACCGUCCAGAUUCUUUCUGGUGGAAAGUGUCACACUGUCCCGUGUGCAGAAGACAACCCCAAGUGUGAUUCAGACAGUUCAGGUGCCACAUGCAGGGGGGUCCCUCCCUCCUCCCUGAAUCCCUGCGCGCGGCCAGCCUGGGCAGCCGCCCUCGGGAAGCUUUGAGAACCCCUGAUGCUGAUUCUCUGGAACACCACGACACACGUCACUGCUGAGUAAGCGGCUGUGCCGCGUCCACAGCCAGUCUUCUCCUGCAGGGCUGCAGGUCUCCGUUCUGGGACAGCCUGCCCAGGUCUCCGUCUGAGAGGCCCCCUCUCAGGCAUCCGGAUGCCAGCGCCACGUGCCCUGCCCUCCCUGCUGCUGGCCCUGGCCGUGUCUGCCCUCGGCUCGGCCGCGUCCAGAGACCCAGCGCGGGACCAGCUGCUGACACGAGAGAAGGCGAUGCGGGUAGGGGGCCUGCUGGUGCUGGAGGAGGAGGAGCAACUGGCGGACCAGAGGCUCCGGGCCCUCAAGGAGGCUGAGAUGCUGGAGGCGGCGCAGACCGGGACCUUCCCGCCCAGCAUGCACUUCUUCCAGGCCAAGCGCCUCGUGGAGCGGAGUGCGGUGUUCCGGGUCCUGCAGAAGAUGCCGAAAGGGGCGGCCUUACACGUCCAUGACUUUGGCAUCGUGAGUAUGGACUGGCUGGUGAAAAAUGUCACCUACAGGCCCCACUGCUACUUCUGCCACACCCGGAAGGGGACCAUGCUGUUCAGAUUUGCUCACCCAAGCCCCCCGAAACCGGAGCCAGCAGAAUGUUCCGAGUGGGUUUUGCUGGAGAAAGUUCGAAAGGGGCUGCAGAACGUCACUGAGUUUGACCAGAGCAGCCUGCUGAGAAGUUUCACCCUUGUGACCGAGAGCCCCCAGGUGACCUACGCAAACCAAGACAUGGUCUGGGCCAAGUUUCAAACCAUCUUCUUGUCGCUCUCCGGCCUCGUGAAUCAUGCACCAGUGUUCAGAGACUAUAUCUUCCGUGGCCUGGAGGAGUUCUACCAGGACAACGUGCUCUACCUGGAGCUCAGGACCACGCUGUUCCCGGUGUAUGAACUGAAUGGGACGGUUCACAGCCUAGAGUGGUCGGUGAGGACGUAUGAGGAAGUGGCUCGAGCGUUUGCAGAAAAGCAUCCUGGGUUCAUCGGAAUCAAACUCAUUUAUUCGGAUCACCGAUUCAAAAAUGUGUCCUGCAUCAAAAAAUCCGUCCAAACAGCCAUGAAACUUCGUGCCCAGUUCCCCAGGAUGGUGGCUGGGUUUGAUCUGGUGGGGCGUGAGGACACGGGCCACUCGCUGUAUUACUACAGGGAGGCUUUGAUGAUCCCAGCCUUGCAUGGCGUGAAACUGCCUUACUUCUUCCACGCCGGAGAGACAGACUGGCAGGGAACUGCCGCAGACGGAAACCUUCUGGACGCCCUGCUACUGAACUCCACCAGGAUCGGCCAUGGGUUUGCCCUGAGCAAACACCCAGCCGUCUGGGCUGACUCCUGGAAGAAAGACAUCCCCGUGGAGGUCUGCCCCAUCUCCAACCAGGUUCUGAAGCUGGUGUCCGACAUGAGAAACCACCCCGCUGCUGUACUCAUGGCCACUGGGUACCCCAUGGUGAUCAGCUCUGAUGACCCUGCUGCCUUUGGGGCCAAAGGCUUGUCCCACGAUUUCUACGAGGCCUUCAUGGGCAUCGGCGGGGUGACGGCCGACCUGAGGACACUCAAACAGCUGGCCAUGAACUCGCUCAAGUACAGCGCCCUGUCGGAGGGUGAGAAGAAGGUUGCCAUGGAAGCCUGGGAGGAGAGAUGGCAUAAGUUUGUGGCCGAGCUGGCCAGGGGCCCAGAGUGAGAAGAGGCCGUCCGCUGCCCUCUGCCUCCGCUUCCCCCCACACUGUCUUCACGUUCUCCACCUCGGCCGUUCGGAACCCAGCGUGAUCUCCACCUCUGUGUCUUUAUCAGAACCGACCUGUGAAGGUCACCCAGGGCCGCCACGUUGCGGAUCUCCCAGAAACACCCCAUCCGUGGACCACACUCGCCUUUGGAUGCCCUCUGUCGCAGCCUCAGUGACAGGCCCCCUGCUUCCUCGCUGGCCGUGGCUCCGGCCCCUGCACUGGCUCCGGCUCCGCCUGGUCUCUGCGGUCCGCUGGCUCGCCCCUCCUGGCGUCUCUCCUGCUCUUCCCUCCUCUCACGCUGCACGAGCCUCCUAGGUGGUCUUGUCUGCUCCUUCCCUUUUAAAGCCACGUAUUGUUGAUGAUUCCCAAGCUUCAGAUGCAUGUGGAUGGCUCCCAGACUCUCGGAGACCUACUGUGUGCAGCGCUGCCCUUCCAGCCUCUCCCUGGUCAUUCCUGUCUUGGGAGAAGUCCCCUCCUCCCGCUCCACCCACUGCUCAGAGCAGAGAUGGUCAGUAAAUUCUUGCCCCCCCAUCAGAAGGGCCCUUGGAUCCGUCCCCCCCGCCUCCCCCCGCUCUGGGCUCAGUUCCAGCCACUGUCGCCUCUUCUCUGAGUUACGACAGCCUCCUAACCCACCUCUCCUUUCUUCUCUCUGCGCCCCCAGCUCGAUUUUCAAAGAGCAACGGCUGUUUAGCACUAAAUUAAGCCAGGGUGCUCUGCUUUACAACGCGGUGCCCUUAGCAAAGCCCGGAAGUCUCCACAGGGGGUCGCCUCCUGUCAGCCAGGGCCCCCCAGCAGCGUCCCACCCCCAGUGCCCUAGUGCACCAGGCUACCCCCGGGGUCCCAGGCUCUGCCCUGCACCCGGCUCCUGUCUCACGCUCUCUGCCGGGAAUGCCCUUUCUUCCGUUCAGAGGUUGCAGCUUUCCUGUCCCUGUCUCAGAAAGGUUUCCAGGCCCCGUUCUCCCUCGGGGCACCCUGGGCUUUUCCUUCCUGACUCUACUGCGACCCGCCAUUAGGAAUGUAUUUCUGGGGCCUCCGUCCCACCAGACCAGAAGCUCCAGGCAGACAGGCACUGACGACCCGUCACGCACACUGCGAAGCCCGAGCCGGCUCCCGGCCCCGCCGGUCAGUCCGCAGUGGGGGACGCGGACAGGACGGACCUGACCUGGGCGUGCUGGGCUGGCUGAGGCAGGAGCAGAGCGGAGUUGCCCCAAACAAAAGACCCGUGGGGUCAGGUCCUGGCCCCAGCCGGGGCUGUGGGCGAGGGAGGCGAGGGGCCAGCCCUGGCCUCACCCGACCCCAGGGUGUGAAGGAGACCAAAGAAUUCCUCCAAAGUGGAAUGUCUUCUCCCCACCCCAUCCCUGUGCCGAGCCCUCAGGCAGAAGCCAGCCCUCUCCCCGAGGGGACCGCUGGCCCCUGGGACUGGGAAAGGGUCCUCAACCACAGGCUGGUACCCGGAGGGAGCCGGAUGCCCUAGAAGGGCCUUUGAGUCAUCGCCUUCCCUGUCCCAGCAGAGGAUGCACGGUCCCAGCUCAGCUGAUUUAGAUUCAAUAAAUGUGAGAACAGAACUUAGUAGAAUGGGCUUCUGCAGCAGGUUGCCAUGGCCACGGGGGUCUCCCGGGAGCAUAAGGUCCCUGAUUUGGGAAACAAACCAGCUCUGGUGCAUUCAUGCCGGUUCAAUAGGCUGAGUCCGAGCUGACAGCCAGAAACACCCAACGACCAGGUCCUGACUCGCGAGGAGGGCGCGGCUGCCCUCCCUUGGGCCUGAGCGACGUCUCUGCCAGGGGCACGGGGUGAAGCUGGCUGCACUCACUCCUCCUGUGGGACUUCCCAGAGUGCUCUGACAUAGAUGUCUUUUGGGAAGACUUGUGUGUUAGCUGAAGCUUUGUAAACCAAAUCACGGUGUACCUGGAGCGGGGGUGUGGGGCUUGCUUUCUCUGCAGCAGAGCGUUCAGUCUGCAGAACAUCUUUCUGUGAUCUGGAGUCUGUUUAUUUACUUCUCAGAGUGAGGUCAAA